AUGUUGAAGGAGGAAGAAAGUCAAGAACAGAGCAGUGAGAUAAAGGAAAACAUGGCAUCCAGAACAGAAUACUAUCUUGAAUCACUCAUAACUGAUGCUUUUAAGGGAAAGGGAUUUCAGAAAAUAAAUGAACUGUUCGAAGAAAAAGAAAUUUACCCUCCUCAAAAAUACAGCAAACAAUUGUUUAACCAACUUGACAAAGUGUUGAAAAAGGAGUUGGACAAGAAUGAAUUCCAAAAUGUUUCCUUGUUGUUGAAAUGCAUUCAGAUGUACUUUAAAAGUGAUCCUCAGGAAGGGGCAAGCUUGCUUAUUCAGCAAGGGCUGAUACCAAAGAUGGUAUCUUGGUUUGAAAGAGCAAGAGAAUUUUUGAUCCUCAUAGAGCCAGCACAGAACAAAUCUCUGCUGAGACUUGUGGAAGAUUUCUUUGACUCUGCGUUGGUCAUUUGCAAAUGCAACAGUGAAGGAAAGAAACAGUUGCUGGAUUCAUUCUUACCUGACCUAGGACAGCUAGUGACUGAAACAAAGGUUGGCUGUGCACUUCGGCAGGAGGCUUUGAGGACUCUGAACUCCAUGCUGGACAGUGUACCACGGGAAGAGAGAAGAAAAUUUCCUAUGUCUGAAGAAAUGUGUUCGCUUACGAAAGAUCUGGCAAAAACAAUUCUGGAGGUUGGUGAUUAUGACCUUCAGGUUGCUCUUUCGGAAGCACUGUGUAGGCUGAUAACAAAAAAAUGGAGGGAUGACCUUGUUCACAACUGGUUUGAAGAUGAUUAUCUUGCUGAAGCUUUCAAAGAGAUAAAGGAUAGAGAAUUUGAGACGGACUGCAGAAAAUUUCUCAAUCAACUAAAUGACAGACUUGGGGAUAAAAAAAGAGUUUAUUCAUUUCCCUGCAUAUCUGCUUUUGCCGACAUGGAGGAGGUGAAGAAGCCAUCAGAUGAGAAACUGGAGGAGUUUUGGAUUGACUUCAAUGUUGGAAGUCAAAGUGUGUCUUUCUACAUAGACAGCGCUGAGGGUGCUCUUUGGGACUCAGUGAGGCUGCCAAGGGAAGUGGUCAGUAGUUACAGUCUGAGAGAGGAUAACGGAGAAGAGAUAGUUAAAAUUUACAUGAAGAACCCUACUAUGAUCAAUGGCAAAGAAGUAACAAAAAUCAAAAUACACUUCAGUGCCAAAUUUGAUAUUUUAAAUACACUCAAUGAAGUUCUGGGAAAAGACAAAAUGAUGUGUAAAAUGGACCAUGACAUGCACAUUGGGGAAAAGAGAAGCUUGUGGGUCCUGCAAAAUUCAAAUGUUCAGAUGAAAGUAAAAACUAUGAUCAUACUCUUAAUAACUAAUGAAUCCAGCUACUUACAGUGGAAGAAAGAUUCUACAAACAUUGAAAAAACAGACUCUUUAUCUGACAUCCUGACAUCUCAAUAUAGUGAUCAAUCACAUAAAACUAGUUCUGGUAUCACUACGAGCAUGGGAAGCCAACAGACUGAAACCGAAGAUGCUAAGCUAAGCCAAGAGUGUGAAGCUGCAGUUUCCCAAACUCUUUCAGCAAAAAAGUCUAAAACUCCAUCACCUAAACUGAAUGAUAAAACCAGUGAACCAUCCAUAGAAGAACAGCCAGAUAUACAGUUUGUAGAAGAACAUUCCCCAGAGAUUGAUAAAUGGGAGAAGAAAAAUAGAAGAACAAGCUUAGGCAAAGAAAUAAUAGAAGCAAAGAUGAAUUCCUAUGACUUUGAAAAUUCAUCUGACUCUCUGCAUUAUGAGAAGGUUUCUGAAGCAAAACAAAAAAUUCUUGGCCAGAGGGUUUCUUUACAAAACCAGAGAAGUCAUGAAAAUGGAAACAUGAAACGGGAAUCAAGCAAACUAGAGAGAAGGCCGUCUGAUUAUAGGAAACAUCUUUUCUCCGAAAGUAAUCGUGACACUGCAAGCAAUAGUCACAGUGAAAAGAGCUGGAUCCUUGAUUCUCAGAAAAAAUCACUACCAAAAACCCUAGAUUAUACCCGAAGAAGGCCCAGGGUCAGGAGUAAAUUAAAAGUGUUGCCGUUAUCAUCUGCAAGUAGUGGCAGUGAUUACCACACAAAGAAAGUUGCUGUUUCAAGACCAACAAUGCACAGGGAAGUGCUGAAGAAGGAAAUUAAAUCCAGUGCAAUGAGGCUUGAUUUCUCUGCAGUGGAGCUCCCUGAUGAUUUGGAAGCAGACGAUCUGACACUACCAUUAAGUGCAUCUUCCCAUGAGUAUUCUGAUGCUGGAGAGAAGAAGAAAUAUGCGGAGGUAUCCAGUAAAUUACCAGGAGAAGAUAAAGUCUCCAAAUUUAAACGAAAAGGUUCAGAUCUAUCGCCUGGUGGUGUCGUUAAAAAGCGCAAACUUUCAAGAUGGGAAAUGGGUCAGUCAUCUCCUGGCAUUUGCCCUGAGCCAAGAAAACUUUUUGAUUCAAUAGAGAAGAAAAAGGAGAUUCAAACAGGUGGGGAAUCAGAUGAAUCAGAUGACAUCUUUGUCUCCAAGAUACUGCAUGAGGACGUCAGUGAUUCUGGUGUCAUUGCUGCCUUUGAAAGCUUUACCAAACAACUAACGAAAACAUUCUGGUCCAGGUACAAAAGAAUGGAGAUUUGUGCAAAGAAUGCUUUGAAGACCUCUGAAAAAAGUGUGUCCGCUUUAUUAAAUCAGAUACAUCAAUGCAGACUGAAUAAAUUGGAGAACUUCCACAAGGUGGUUGUCCAAGAACUUGCCAAUCUUGAGAAGGAUGCUCAAAUUUUAUCCAUCCUUGAGAAGGACACAGUGGACUUUUGGAAUAAACAGUCCAUCAAACUGAGCUCUUUCUGUAAUCAUCAAAAGCAAAGGAUUCAGUCUAUGGAUUCAGUAUUGGAAGAAACUGCAAGGAGUUUUAAAGAUACAAUACAAAAUACAAAGUAUGAACAUCCACAGGAGAAGGUGGAAGAAAAUAGUAAGGUGUUCAUUGUUGCUUCUGAUUAA
This is a messenger RNA of Chrysemys picta bellii (western painted turtle), 2955 nucleotides long. The record is from RefSeq and is a predicted model, not a curated record. Lineage: Eukaryota; Metazoa; Chordata; Testudines; Emydidae.